Messenger RNA from Microtus ochrogaster (prairie vole), 8211 nucleotides. RefSeq names its product KIAA1549 like. Lineage: Eukaryota; Metazoa; Chordata; Mammalia; Rodentia; Cricetidae. The record is from RefSeq and is a predicted model, not a curated record.
AGCGGCCUGGAUGUGUGAACUGUCCCUAUGGCUCCGCAGGAGGCGAAGCCCCAGGGCCCGAGCGAAGCUGGGCCAGCUGCGCGGGAGCCCCGGGACCGGCCCCGGGAGCGUGUGCUCUGCGGGGCGGGCGGGAUCGCCACGCGCUUCCAGGGCGUGAGGAGCUCCGGGGCCCGCCGGUCCCUGGAUGCGCCGCCUCUGCGGCCGCUGCUGCUGGGACUCUUGCUGCUGGCUGCCCUUCCCGGGCACUGCCGAGCCGACUCCGGGACAGACAAUCUACAGAUACAUGUCACUCCAACCUCAGAGUCCAUUCCUCUCGGGAAAUUGUUACCAAUUUCACCAACAUGGCCUUUUUUGGAAGUCAAGUCUUCCUCAGCAGCAGAUAAAAUCAAGAAUGUUCUGGGACAGCCUUCCGACAACACAAGCUUGCUGCAGCUAUCCCAGACACCUCUUCCCAAGGCACGCCACAAGACCAGGGCUCAUGUGGACUUCUCUUCGUCCCUUUACCAAGGAAGUGGACACGGCGCCUCCCCGGAUCUUGCUAAGGACUCCAUUGAGACUGUGGUCCACCCCAGGCCUGAAGGGGAAAGAGAAGCGACAGCCAUGUCAGGUUUGCCUUGCACCAGCAUGCUUUCCCCAUUGCCUAGAGCCCCGCCAGCUGCCUCUAGGGCUGCUUCCCCAUCACAGCCUCUGGUGGGGACUCCCUCCCUUUCAAAGCAUCCCUUGAGGUCAGACAGCCUUCCCCUUCUCCCUCCACCAUCAUCAUCUUCAUUGGUCCCUGGUUCAUCUCAUUCCAUCACUCCUAAGUCUAUAGAUCACCCCACCAAAGUGCCUGUGUUUCCCCAAAUCACACCAGCUGAUUCCUCUUCAGGUCAGAACCCAGUUAAUGUCCUAAAACCAUUUUCUCACAAAACAAACCACUUUCCAUCCAGAAAUGCCCGGACUUUCAUUGGCACCCCUCCUCUAGACUUUUCUAGACCCUUAACAAAGCAGUACUCUGAGCUGGCCCCAUCAGGGAUUCCCCGCUCAGCAGGUUCCCUGAUUCCCGGGCCUCUGAGCUCCCUGGCAGAACUGUCUCUUCCUUCUGUAGCCCCUGGAGGCUUUCCAGGUGGAACCUCCUCGUGGCGAAUGUUGAAAGAGCCCUUGAGUUCUGUAUCCACCCAGCCAGGCCCCACCGCGAGGGCUGUCAGAGGGCGCAGCGGGGUAUUAUCGACCAUUAAUCUGGGCCCAGCAGCAGCAAGCUAUGAGGCUUGGCCCCUACACGUCCAGACUGCAGAGUCAGGGACCAGCAGCAGAGAGCGAGCCCCUGUUCCUCCUGCAAAUAGCGCCACCACCUGGCCACAUCUGGCAGCCGCUCCCGAGAAUUUCAGGAAGCCCUCCCGCUCCCCAGAAAACACCCCUUCCUCCUGGCUGCUUUCUCUGCCACUCACUACACCCAGUCAAGAGCAAAUGGACCUUUCUGAGGCGGCUCCUGGAUCACCACUGAAGGGGACGGGCGCCCCUCCCUCCCUGCUUACCAUCCUCCACCCCACUAGAGAGCGUGCCUCCCCAGACCCCGUGCCGGAAGCCGCCAGUCCCCAGGAAGAUGGCCGUGGUGGAUACCUUCCUGAUGUAGCCAUACACCCCCCCUCCAGCAAACGUCCUGAUCUUCCCCCUACCGUUUGGACAUUUCCUCAGCAAAAAGAGGACAGGGUGACAGCCAUUUGGGGGGGAAAUGAAAAGGCAAAUGGGACAUUUCCUCUGUGGGCCCUUCCAACUAAAGAGGCGCCAAGUCUUCAAGCAGUGAGUGGAUUCACCUCUGAUUUUAACACAGGUGAAGUCUCGCCUCUCAUCAAGACAGCACUAAGAACAGACCUCUCUCCUUCGGGGUUACCUCCAUCAUCCAUGCUCGCCUCACAAGCCCCUCAGGCAGGUUCUCCUCCUGGCUCUUCCAGCACCGAGCUGGAGACUCUGGCAGCUGUGGCAAGCCCGUCUGGGUUGCCAGCUUCAGCUUCCAGACAGGUGCCAGCCCUUCCCUCCUCCCCCGAUGUCUAUGAGUUCCCAACAAUGGAAGGCAGGAGAAAGCCAGCAGCCACAGAUGUUCUCUGGAGCUCUCUUGCUGCGGCAACUGCAUCCCUCUCCACAGAAUCGACAAUAUCUGGUUUGCCACGGCAAACGGAUGGUGAUUUAAACACUCCCACAAUUAGCGCCACAAGCUGGGAGCCUCCUCCAGCUACUGUGACUCUUCCCAGCCAUACAACUUCGGAUGCCAAUGCGAUAUAUCCUCAGAAUUUCAAAGAGGCUGUUGGGCAGUUGGUGACUACAGACGGCUUUAACUUUCAGGAUCUAGUCUUCAGUCAGAGUGGCAAUCAGCCCCUGCAGCCAUCGGAAGGGGCCAUAGUUGAAAGCCACGCAGACCUCUGGCUCACAAGCAAGCACCCAAGAGACUUUGACACAGCAAUAGGUGAUUAUUAUCCACCCACACGUCAACAUUCUGUGCCGCAGCUGCCUCUUCGGCCAGCCCAUCCUCUGUGGCCAACCUGGCCAAGCUCAGCUUCUGCAGCUAGCUUGCAGAAAAUGCUUUCAGAUGGAACAGACACAGAUUCACAGAUUUCCAGUGACACCUCUCUGUCGCCGGGAAAGACUGGCUCCCCACAAUUCCAGAGUGUCUUGGAAUACCAUUCAUCUACAGACUCCACUUCCGUGUCAACUGGUGCCUUUUCCAGGACCCCCUCCAAAGUGCUGCGAACUUCUCGGCGCCCCAAGACACGGACAGGUGCAGCCACUAAUGCAGGUAGUUCGCUUCCUGGUACCCAGAAAACAGUGGAAACCUCAGUGUCACCCAAGGGAGAACUGACAGCAACAGCUGCAGCCGCUGCCGCCACCACCCUGUUUCUGAGGAAGUCAAGCCCAGCAGCGUUGUCUGCAGCCCUCACUGCUAAGGGCACUGGCAGCAGCGGCGGUUUAGCCAAGAGCGGUCUAACCACAGCUCUAGCUAAAAAUGUCACCAGCAAGGCAGCGUCCAGCCCAAAGGUGACAGCAGGGACAGUCCACACUGCCUUCCCAAUCACACCAACCUACAUGCUUGCCCGGACAGCACACAGCAUGAGCACACAUACAGCCACCCAAGGGGCCACGGGCUCUGCUUCGGGCCUAUUGUCCACCACACACCUCCCCAAGAAGCCACAAGCCAUGCACACUGGCCUCCCUAAUCCCACCAGGCCAGACACACCCAGAGCAUCCACCGCCCGCCCACUGACAAUCACUGCUGCACUGACGUCCGUUACAGCAUCAGUAAAGGCCACGAGGCUGCCACCUCUGCAGACAGGAAACACGGACGCUGCUUUUCCGGCUGUGUCUACUGCGAUGUUCACAACUGGCAGGAUGGCGUCCAACUUGGACUGUCAGAUGUCCCACAGGCUCCUAGUGAAGACAGUUUUCUUCCUAACUCAGAGGAGAGUGCAGAGCAGUGAGUCCUUGAAGCUUGGUGUAACCAAAGGGCUCACGCAGGCAUUGCGGAAGGCUUUCCACCAGAAUGACGUCUCUGCUCACGUGGACAUCCUGGAAUACUCGCAUAACGUCACAGUUGGCUACUACGCUACCAAAGGCAGGCUGGUGUAUUUGCCUGCUGUGGUGAUGGACAUGCUGGGUGUGUAUGGAGUCAGCAACGUCACUGCUGACCUGAAGCAACACACUCCCUCCUUACAGUCUGUGGCGGUGCUUGCCUCCCCGUGGAAGCCCCAGCCUGCAGGUGCCUUCCAGCUGAAGACAGUGUUGCAGUUUGUAAGCCAGUCGGACAACAUCCAGUCCUGCAAGUUUGCCCAGACGAUGGAGCAGAGGCUGCAGAAGGCAUUCCAGGAUGCAGAGAGGAAAGUCCUUAACAGCAGGAGCAACCUGACCCUUCAGAUCGUGAGCACGUCCAAUGCCUCCCAAGCCGUCACACUGGUGUAUGCUGUGGGCAAUCAGAGCUCCUUCCUCAAUGGCACCGUGGCCAGCAGCCUCCUUAGCCAGCUCUCCGCUGAGCUGGUAGGAUUCUACCUCACUUACCCUCCGCUUACCAUCGCUGAACCACUGGAAUAUCCCAACCUUGAUAUAUCAGAAACAACCAGAGACUACUGGGUCAUCACAGUGCUCCAGGGCGUGGACAACUCGUUGGUAGGCUUGCACAACCAGAGCUUUGCCCGGGUCAUGGAGCAACGUCUAGCCCAGCUCUUCAUGAUGUCCCAGCAACAGAGCCGGCGGUUUAAACGGGCCACCACCUUGGGAAGCUAUACUGUGCAGAUGGUGAAGAUGCAGCGAGUGCCAGGACCAAAGGACCCAGCAGAGCUGACGUACUACACACUGUACAACGGGAAGCCACUGCUGGGGACUGCAGCAGCCAAGAUCCUGAGCACCAUCGACUCCCAGAGGAUGGCCUUGACCCUGCACCACGUUGUCCUUCUACAGGCUGACCCCGUGGUGAAGAAUCCACCCAACAACCUGUGGAUCAUCGCCGCAGUGCUGGCCCCCAUCGCCGUGGUCACUGUUAUCAUCAUUAUCAUCACCGCUGUGCUCUGUAGGAAGAACAAGAAUGACUUCAAGCCCGACACCAUGAUAAACCUGCCUCAGAGAGCAAAGCCCGUGCAAGGCUUUGACUACGCCAAGCAGCAUCUGGGCCAGCAAGGGGCAGACGAGGAGGUCAUCCCUGUGACGCAGGAAACGGUGGUCCUCCCCAUACCUGUCAGAGAUACUCCUCAGGAGAGAGAAACGGCCCAGGAGGGGAGCACCAUCAAGACGGCUAAGUCUACGGAAACCAGAAAGAGCAGGUCGCCCAGUGAGAAUGGUUCUGUCAUCAGCAACGAAUCAGGGAAGCCCAGCUCGGGGAGGCGCUCACCCCAGAACGGAAUGACACAGCAGAAAGUGACAAAGGAGGAGGCCAGGAAGAGAAAUGUGACAGCAAGUGAUGAAGAGGAGGGAGCGGGUCUCUUCGACAGUGCAGGCAAGGCACCAGCAGAUCCCUUUGACACGUCCUCUGGAUCCGUGCAGCUCAUAGCCAUCAAACCGUCCGUUCUGCCCGUAGUGCACCCUGCGGCAGACAGGGGGCAGGAGUCCUCAGCGGCACUCAAUGGUGAGGUGAACAAGGCUCUGAAGCAGAAAUCAGACAUUGAGCACUACCGGAACAAACUGCGCCUGAAAGCUAAGAGGAAGGGGUAUUAUGACUUCCCCGCAGUGGAAACAAGCAAAGGCCUGACAGAAAGGAAGCAGAUGUACGAGAAAGCCCCAAAGGAAGUGGAGCACGUUUUGGACCCAGACCCGGAAGUGUGUCCUCCCUUCGCAGAGUCUAAAAACAGGCAACAGAUGAAGAACUCUGUCUACCGAAGCCGGCAGUCUCUGAACAGCCCAAGUCCAGGAGAAACCGAGAUGGACCUUCUGGUUACACGGGAGAGACCCCGGCGUGGCAUCCGGAACAGUGGAUACGAUACUGAGCCCGAGAUCAUAGAGGAAACCAAUGUCGACAGAGUCCAUGAGCCCCGGGGCUACGGCAGGGCACGGCAGGUGAAGGGCCACUCAGAGACCUCCACGCUGAGCUCGCAGCCUUCCAUCGACGAAGUCCGGCAGCAGAUGCACAUGCUUCUGGAGGAGGCCUUCAGCCUGGCAUCCGCCGGCCACGCGGGCCAAAGCCGGCACCCGGAGGCCUACGGCUCUACGCAGCACCUGCCGUACUCAGAGGUGGUGACCAGCGCUCCAGGGACCAUGACGCGACCCAGGGCUGGAGUGCAGUGGGUGCCCACCUACCGCCCAGAAAUGUACCAGUACAGUCUGCCCCGGCCGGCUUACAGGUUUUCCCAGCUUCCCGAAAUGGUCAUGGGCUCUCCCCCGCCACCCGUACCUCCCAGGACAGGCCCUGUAGCUGUGGCUUCCCUCAGGCGGUCCACCUCAGAUAUCGGCAGCAAGACCCGAAUGGCGGAGUCCACAGGACCCGAACCCACCCAAUUGCAUGACAGUGCCUCGUUUGCCCAGGUGUCCAGAGGUCCCGUGUCGGUGACGCAGUUGGAUCAGUCGGCUUUGAAUUACUCAGGUAACACAGUGCCAGCGGUGUUUGCCAUCCCGGCUGCCAACAGACCUGGCUUCACCGGCUACUUCAUCCCAACACCUCCCUCCUCCUACAGGAGCCAGGCCUGGAUGUCCUAUGCAGGGGAAAAUGAGCUCCCGAGCCAGUGGGCUGAUUCGGUCCCUCUUCCUGGGUACAUCGAAGCCUAUCCCCGGUCGCGUUAUCAACAGAGUUCACCCUCCAGGCUCCCUCGCCAGUACAGCCAACCAACCAAUCUUCACCCAAGCCUAGAGCAGGCCCCUGUCCCCUCCACAGCGGCCUCACAGCAGAGCCUGACAGAAAAUGAGCCUCCAGACACCCCGUUGACCAACAUUUCCACUGCAGCCCUCGUGAAGGCGAUCCGGGAGGAAGUGGCCAAGCUGGCCAAGAAGCAGACAGACACGUUCGAGUUCCAGGUCUAAUGCCUCAGCCCUGAGGGAAUCUGCCCUUGAAGACUGUGAGGCAACAAACAGGCUUUGGGUUCCUCUCCACUGAUGUGUGGGGUCUCCAGACAAUGCAUGGGUCUUUCUCAUCCUCAGAUUAAAAAAAAAAAAAAAACGUCAACAGUGAGGCUGCUGGGAAGCAGAAAACUUGUGAACAACUGGAUUCUGACUCCUGCAGCCAACUGUGGGUCAGCAGGUCCCUAGCUGGGACCCUGCAUUUGAUGUUCUGCUGGGCUAAAUGUUUGAACUGUGGGUGGAAUUUCCUGAAGGAGCCCUAGUUGUGAGAGGCACUAGCUAGCCUGCAGGUUCCUGUCCAGUGUCCCAUUUUAGUAAACCGUCAGAAGGGAGAGACUGCCUCUCUGUCUUCAGCGGCCUCUGCAUGUUCUCUUUCUGUGUUAAAGGCAACACAGGAGUGUGAUUAACCACCAGACUGUACUCUCUCAUUGAGCCAUGACCGUGACUGCUUUCAAAAUCACCUCUAGUCUGUAAGGGAAAUACGGACUCUCCAGCCAAGAAACUCGAGUCUCUUUGCUUUUAAAGGCUCAUGUUCAAAGUCAAAUGAAUUGGAUGGAAAUCAGUUCCAGUGGCUGUGCCUAUAAAUAGUCCUUUCUGCCCCCCAAAACACACACCUGCUAAUUAAAGGCCAAGAGAAAGAGAGACAAUGAGCCAGAAUGGUGGACUUGCGUGGACAGGCUGUUUAAAAGGUGCUGUCAUUUUGAAAAUAAAGUCUUCUGCAAAUUGGGAUCCAAAUGAAAGGGGAUCUGUGCUAAGAGGCUAGGGAGCCUGUAAAAGAGAAGCAGUUAUUUGUGGAGGUUUUUCUUUGUAUUGAAGAUGGCCUGAGAACCCGGCCAUCCUGGGGAAAUAAUAGAUACAGCAACUGUAACAAGAUCUGACUCCAUAGUGGAGUCUAGCGCGUGCUGCUAGUAGUACAAAGAAAACCAUUAUUGAUUAUGGUAGCGAUGGGAAAGAUGGAUCCACGAUCACCCCACCCUGCAACCUCUGCUUCUAGAAACUUGUAAAUGUAGAAAAUCUGAUUUGAGAUGAUGAAAUGCAAAACAUCUUUUUAAAAGUCUGGAGUUCACCAGUUCUCCGUGGUGGAUGAACGCAGGAGGAUGUUUGCUGAGAUGGCAGGAUGCUACCUUAGGGUGGUGCUGUCACAUGCUACUCUUCCUGGCAUGACACAUCAGCCUACAGAGUCCUGGGUGGAAACACUGCCUUGCAGCUCUGGGGUACACUGAUGACUCCUCUGUGCAAAUAAGACUGAUUUGGGGUACCAGAGGAAAAGGGAACCCUGAGUUUCCUCCCCAAUUUUGGGAGUCAUGUAUGAUGUCAAGGGGCUUAUUUGGUGUCUGUUGGAGAAUAAGGUCCUAUCCUGCCUUCACCCAUGACCCAUCUUGCUUCAGCUGUACCUACGCCCCUCUGAACCCAUCUACCCAUUGUCUCCAUGAGUUUCUUUGGUCUUUACUGAAAGGAGGUUGAGAGAAGAGUAGGAUUGGAACUGAUUGGACUGGGGGACUCAAACUGUCAAAGCACAGACUUGCCCAAGAAGCUCUUUUUAUUUCCCUCUGGCAAACUGUCCUUUCUGGAAUGUUCCGAGAUGACAAGUCUCUUGUGGGGGUGGCAUUAGGUAGUGUCCUUUUAGUAUGCCGGUUGAUCUUUCAUAGUGUUAGUUUUUUGUUACCUAAUACAAAAUCAGCUAUAAAUAAAAAUGUAUUUUUGUAA